This is a messenger RNA of Artibeus jamaicensis (Jamaican fruit-eating bat), 1245 nucleotides long. RefSeq names its product serpin family A member 12 (gene SERPINA12). NCBI's taxonomy places the organism in Eukaryota, Metazoa, Chordata, Mammalia, Chiroptera, Phyllostomidae. The record is from RefSeq and is a predicted model, not a curated record. Gene Ontology annotation, biological process: negative regulation of endopeptidase activity. The transcript has 4 exons. The coding region runs from base 1 to 1245 and encodes 414 amino acids. Gene Ontology annotation, molecular function: serine-type endopeptidase inhibitor activity.
AUGAACCCCACACUGGGCCUGGGCCUGCUUCUGGCUGGCCUCCUCACUGUGGAAGGUCUUGUGAAGCCCAACUUUUCUCCAGAGAAUCACGAAGUGGUGAGCCGGGCCCAAGCACAGGAGGGAAGGACGGCAGCCCAGCAGCUCUCCAGGCGGAACAUGGACUUUGGCUUCAAGCUGUACAAGAAGCUGGCCUCCGCUAGCCCCAGCAACAACAUCCUCUUCUCCCCCGUGAGCAUCUCUACAGCCUUUUCCAUGCUGUGUCUGGGUGCCCAGAACUCCACGCUGGCCGAGAUCCAGCAGGGCUUCAACUUCAGGAAUGUGCCGGCGAAAGAGCUUCAUGAGGGUUUCCAUUACCUGAUCCAGAGACUGAACCAGGACAACCAGAACCUGCAUAUGCACCUCAAGAACAUCUUGUUCAUUGACAAGAGGCUGCGGCCAGAUAAGAGGUUUAUAACAAACGCCAAGAACCUGUACAAUGCAGAAAGCAUCCCCACCAACUUCCAGAACAAGGAAAAUGCUCGGAAGAAAAUCAAUGACUAUGUCAGUCAGAAAACCCAGGGGAAAAUCAACAACCUGAUCAGGAAUAUAGAUCCAGGCUCCGUGAUGCUUCUUAUCAACUGUAUUUUGUUUCGAGCCAGGUGGAAGCAUGAGUUUGACCCAAAAUUAACCAAGGAGGAAGAUUUUGCUGUGAAUGAAAACAAGCCAGUGAAGGUGCCCAUGAUGCUCCGCGGGGGCAUGUACGAAGUCGGCCAGGACGACCGGCUGGCCUGCACUGUGCUGGCCAUGCCCUACUAUAACAACAUCACGGCCCUCUUCGUCCUGCCCGAAGAAGGCAGGAUGGGGCAGGUGGAGGAGGCCUUGGGGCUGGACACGCUUGACCGGUGGAAAAACUUGCUGACACGGAGGGUUGUGGACGUGUCCGUACCCAGGUUCUCCAUCCUGGGCACCUACAACCUCAAGAAGAUUCUCUCCUAUGUGGGUGUCACCAAAAUUUUUGAGGAGCGCGGUGAGCUCACCAGGAUCGUUCCGAAUCAAAACCUGAAAGUGGGCGAGGCAGUGCACAAGGCCAAGUUGAAGAUGGAUGAGAAGGGCACAGAGGGCGCCACAGGCUCUGGGAUGGGCACGCUGCCCAUGGAGAGACCACUGGUCUUCAAGCUGAACAGACCCUUUCUGGUAAUGAUUGUGGAGAACAUCCUGUCCACCGUGCUCUUCUUGGGAAAGAUCACUAAUCCCACUGGUACAUAG